AUGCCGCUGUGGAAAGGCCAACCAUACGCCCCUGGCCCACCGUCGCUGAACCUGUCUAGCGACGUCCGAGUCUUGCUCAUCCGCUUCACUGGGGAAAUAUUCACUGAGUUUGAGGACUACACCAAGAAGCUCUCCCAGUAUCGAAAGAGGCUCUGGAGUUGUCAGGAGACAGGAAAAGCGGGCUUGACCUACGAGGAGGCUCUCUUGAGCGAGGCAAGAGCCAAAGGCGAUAUCCAUGAGGUCCCAGAGUGCUAUGAGGAGCACCUGCUGCGCUUUGUGCACCAUGCCACCGGCAAGCUGGAGGACGUGGCCGCACAGGCAGUGGCAGAGUUUCAGGACCGCAUCAUUGUUGGAGAAGAAGUCUCGGCCAGGCUCGGCGAGGCCGAUCGGCCAUGCUCCGUGCUAUCCAUCACCUCUGUUGACCACGGGACUUUUGAUGGAGAGGCGGCAGCAGAGCCGGAGCAGAUCUUGGAGGUGGCAUGGCUUGAUGGCGCCCCGGUCUCAGAGGGCGUCGCGCGCGUCCACCGGGACCAGGUCAGCCGCCGGCGGCCGCCGCUGACUCAGCCGCUCGUCGCCGCCUGGAUCCAGGAGAACGCCCACGCGCAGCCCGUGCAGGGUGUCAAGGAGAUGCCAUGCAUCUGGCAUGCAAACCAGGACAUCCAGGAGCAAUAUGGGCUACCCACUGACCUGCCCAAGGAUCUGGUGAGGCAACUUAAAGCUGCGCAAAAAGCAGCGGAGGAGAAGCCGAAGCCGCCACCGAGAAAGCCGGCUGAGCCGAGGAAGCCGCGCAAGGCCGCGCAGGGAGUCGACCCGGAAGCCGCGCUCUCCAUCAAGACCGAGGCAGCGGCGAUCGCCGCGGCUGCCUUCGCGGAUGUGGCGGCUGCGCAGCAGAAUGCGGAGCCGCUGCCAAAUCAGUCGCUGCCAGAGGGUGGGCAGCCGGGCAGGCGCCAGCCAGGCAGCGGCGCCAAGCGCAAGGCGGCGGCUGCCGGCAAGCCGCCGCGCGAGCCAAAGCCGCCGAAACCGCCGAAGCCGCCGGCUGAGCCGCGCAAGCCCAAGAAGCCGCCGCCGGCCGAGCUGGACCCCGAGGCCGCGCUGUCGAUCAAGGCGGAGGCUGCCGCCAUCGCCGCGGCGGUGUUUGCCGAGGCGGCCGCCCGGGAACAGCCUGCAGAGCCGGAUGAGCCCGCGCCAAAGAAGAGGCGGCGGUCGUCAGGGCCGAAGGCGGCGCCGAAGCAGCCGCAGGCGCCGGAGGAUUCGCCCCGGCCCGGGAAGGCAUCGCCGCGCGGCGCGGCCGACCGCGGCGGUAACGCGCCUGUGGACAUUGCCUCGCUGAGUGCGGAGGAGCUCGAGAAGAUCCCCGGGCUCAAGUGUGAGAGCCUCGAGGAGACCGAGCAGCGCAUCGCCAGCGGCACCGUGAAGCGCGCCAUAUUAGAGGCGCUGAAGGCGGCAGGAAGGGAGGGGUUAGACACAGGCGCACUGGUGGAGGCGGUGACGGCGGCCGGGGUGAAGUCGUGGGAAGACGCGCGCAUCGCCAAGAGCAGCGUGGCUUCCAGUUGCACCCAUGACCCCGCCUUUGCGCGGCUGCAGAAGGGGCGGUUUGCGCUGCGCACGCUGCGGCCCGACCUCGAGGAGGCAACGGUCAAAGCCAUCUUGCAGAGGGCGGCGAACCGGCAGGGCGGCCUGGCGGCUGCGGCGGCUGCGCGCAACGCCCCGGGAGAGAUGUCCGCGCCCCAGAACAACGAUUACCACAAGAACAGCUUCAAAUGCUCCAAGUGUCACAGGACGCACCACCUGGCGGGGUCGCCGAUGCUGCUGUGCGACGGCUGCCCGCGCGGAUUUCACAUGGCCUGCCUGGAGAUCGACUACGAGCAGCUGCCAGUCGGCGACUGGGCCUGCCCCAAAUGCGCCUUGGGCGAAGCCAAGGCCGCCAAGCGCGAGGCGCGCACUGCCAACGCGCCAAUGCGCGCCAGGGAGAGGGGGCCGCUGAGCGAAAAAGAGAAGGAGGAGAGGAAGCUGAAGCGUGCUUUGGAGAAGGCGGAGAGGCAGCUGGCCAAGCACCAGCAGAGGGAGGACAAGGAAUUACUGAAGCUGGCCGAGCGCGAAGCACGCUCCAUCGUCAAGGCCGCCUCUCCUCGCAACGCCUCCAAACUGCCCGCCGACGACCUCCAGGUGCUGGAGGAGGAGAAGGAGAACCUGAGGAAGCUGGAGGAGCGGGCGCAGAACAUCGCCUUGGAAGCUGCGCACGCCGCCGAGGUGGAGGUGUCAUUGGCCAAUGCAGAGGGCGUUCUGGGGGUGGAGGGCGCAGUGGCGGCUGCGACAGCGCUGAGGGAGCGGCAGAAGGACGCCGAUGAGAAGCUGGCGCGCCUGCGCAAGGCCAUCGAGGGACCACCUGAACUGGAGGUGAUAGUGCGCAGCCCUUCGGCGCACGCGUCGCUGAUGGACGCUCUGGCGAUCUCAGAGUUUCUGGCGGCGUUUGGCGUGUUGUGCGAGGCGGCCGUGCUGGGCCUUGCGGACAUCCAGAGGGCCGUCGCGCGGCCGCUGGUCUCCUCAGUGCUCGCCAAGGCCUACAUGUCCCUGCUGCGCUGCGUGCUGCUGGAAAAGGUCGGGCAGGACGGGUUGAUGCGUAGCCGAGCGCGGCGAUGGGCGCGCGUCGUGGACGAAGCCACAUGGCCGGAGGUGCUGAGGCGCUACCUGCUGGCAACGCGCGCGACGCUGCCGCAGCCGGGCGCUGAUGACCUCAGCGCCGACCCCGCCAUGCUGGACGAUGACGUCAUCGCAGUCUGCGCCGCCGAGCUUCUCUCUGAACGGCCCUACCACAGGCUCGAGCCCCCCCUGCACCUGCGGCUGCUGACAACACUAUGCAACGACGUGGUGAACGGCGUCGCGCUCAGGGCCGAGUUUGCAGCGCGCAUCGAGGAGGCGGCCCAGAUGCAGACGCAGCACCGGCAGCUUCUCAUCGAGGAGAAGAAGGAGAAGCAGAGGCAGGACGCUGCGGAUGCGGAAGCGAAGGCAGCCAAGGAGGCAGAGGCAGCCGCAGCCAAUCCGGCGCAGCCAAAUUCGGCAGCGCCAUCGGACGCCCUACCUGCGACCGACGCCCCGGGGCAGGCAGAGAAGCCGGCAGAGGACGCCAAUUCUGGCGAGGGGGAAGAUGCGUCGGCGGAGGAGAGGGAGCGAGAAGAGGCGCGUCAGCAGCGAGAGGCGGAAUUCGAUGAGCAGCUGCGGGCUAGGGCGGUGCGCGCGGAUCUGCUCGGCCAGGACCGGCACUUCCGGCGCUACUGGUGGCUGCAGGGAGAGCAAGGCAUGCUGUGGGUCGAGGCGGCGGACGGCGGCGCGAUGAGCAUGCUAAGCGAGCCUGCCCAGCUGGAGGCGUUGAUGGAGGGCCUGAACCGAAGGGGGAUUCGCGAGCGCGGCCUGCUGAAUGCCCUCAAGCGCCGCCAGCCGCAGAUCUCCGCCGCGCUAUCCGCGCAGCCGCCGCAGUUCACCGCUGACCUCGCCGACAUCAGCAGGGUCGAUGGCGCACGGCGCGAGAAAUUGGAGGCCAAGGCAACGGCCGCGGCGCUGCGAUCGGCGGCGUCGCAGGCUGAAUUACUCAUCGAUGAGGUGGCGGCACAGAAGGGAACACUCGCAGACACGCCCGCGCAGUGGCGCGCGCGUCUGCGGGGUGUUGCCUCCGUCGGUAACCUCAUCUCCGGGCUACGCGACCUGGAGACGCAGCUCAACGUGCUCGGCGAUGGCCUGCCCAAAGGUGCCAAGGACGAGCAAUUGCAGCCGCUGCUGCAGAAUGGGCAGCGCGCCACGACGCCGGCCGUGCCCGAGGUGCUGCCCAACGGGGACCAUGCCGGGCAGGAGGGCAGCCCAGACGGCGCCGAUCAUCCCCGCAGCAACGGCGGAUCUGCCGAGCCCCUUGCCAGAGCAGCAAGCGAGGGUGAGUCAGUGGAGGGGGCUGCCCGCAGCAGCGCGGACGGGCAGCCGGUGGGCAGCAGCCGCGGCCCCUCACAGGAGGCCUCGCAGGAGCUCGAGGCCGGCGAAGAGGGGCCUGGGGCCUUUGCGCGGCCGCGGCGGCCCAAGUAUGUCACCCCUGUGGACGAGCUGGAUGAAUCAGACGCUGAGGCUGCGCAGAGGGACAGCAGGAGGAUAGGGCUGUGGCGCAGCGCUAGGGAGCGGGCAGUGUGGCUGCUGGAUAUGCAGAGAGCCGAAGCUUCCAGCUCCAUCGCAGCUGCUGCCUAUGCUGCUGUUGUCCUUCGUGACCGGAUGCAGCCGCUGCUGCACCGCAUGGCGAAGCGGCUGGUGCGGGCGGCGCGGAUGGCCGAGAGGGCCGCGGCAGACAUGGGCAAUGACGCGGCGAUGACUGAUUCCGACGCUGAAUCAGACGAUGACCGGCCGCUGCUGCCACGGGCGCCGCCGGCCGAAAAGCCGCCGCCCGCUCCGCCAGCUGCCGAGAAGCCGACAAAGCUGAAAAUCAAGCUGAAGGUUGGCGGGGUGGCUGUUGGGGGUGACAAAGAGAAGAAAAAGAAGAAGAAGAAUGAUGCAAAUGCGGAAGCUGAGCGGCCACCCAGCCCCCGGCCGGCAGCCGAGCGCUUUGAGGACGAAGAUGAUGACCGCUGGGGCUCCGAGUGCUCCAAGUGCGGCCACGACGGAGACCUGCUCUGCUGCGAGGCGAAGGGCUGUCGCAUAGUCAUGCACCCGUCCUGUGCGGGUCUGGCAGCCAUCCCAGAGGGUGACUGGUACUGCCCGAACCACAAAGCCGCAGCGGCCGCUGCGGCCGCCAAAGCCAAGGCGGCAAAGGCCGAGAAGACCGCAGCGGCGCCGAAAAAGAAGAAGGUGCUGAAGAAGCUGAAGGUGCUGAAGAAGCUGAAGGACCUGGAGGCAGGGAACGCCUCAGCAGACGCGAAGAAUGCCUCAGCAGGAGCAAAGCCUAAUAAGCAGAAAACCGGCGGCACGGAUGCGGAAGGAGGCAACGCGGCUGCAGACGGGAAGGCCAAGCAGAAAGCCGGCGGCAAGAAGCGUGAGCGCGCAGAGAGCACUGCUGACCAGACAGGAGAGAAAAAGAAGGCGACAAAGACAGGCACCGGGUUGAAGCUAACAUUUAAGAAGAGCAAGGCGGCUGCUAACUGA
Molecule: messenger RNA, 5112 nt
Organism: Coccomyxa subellipsoidea C-169
Lineage: Eukaryota; Viridiplantae; Chlorophyta; Trebouxiophyceae; Coccomyxaceae
Exons: 27
Coding region: 1-5112 (1703 amino acids)
Source: RefSeq, a predicted model, not a curated record